Messenger RNA from Notolabrus celidotus (New Zealand spotty), 3217 nucleotides. RefSeq names its product myotubularin related protein 2 (gene mtmr2). Bases 180 to 2123 code for a protein of 647 amino acids. The transcript is spliced from 16 exons. The record is from RefSeq and is a predicted model, not a curated record. Gene Ontology annotation, molecular function: phosphatidylinositol-3,5-bisphosphate 3-phosphatase activity. Lineage: Eukaryota; Metazoa; Chordata; Actinopteri; Labriformes; Labridae. Gene Ontology annotation, biological process: dephosphorylation.
GCGCCGUCUCUAACAAUAGCUUUCUUGUGACAGGAUUGGCUGCUGGGAAAAGAUGGCAGCUUCCUUUUGUAUGUAGGGAUUUACUCUUCUCCGAGGAGGCAUUUAAAGACUUCCCUCAGUGUAUACACGGACCUCUACCGCACACUUGGGGUUCAAACUAACACUGUGAGUAGGAAAAGAUGGAGAAAAGCGGGAGCAUCGACAGUUUGGGUUCAAAACGCUCCUCUUCCCGACAGCCAAGUGUUGAUUCAUUGUCCAGUACUUCCACCUCUCGCUCUGACCGGUCCGCCCAGGCCAAACCACCCUCCGCCAUGUCCUCUGAUUCUGUGGCCACCUCUACAGAGCUCUCUCCAGAAAUGAGGGUUAAGUCCAAAGCCACUGCAAAGAAAGUGCUCAGAGAUUCAGACAAAGAGGAACCACAGUUACUUCCAAAUGAAACCGUGCAAGACAUGGCUCAAGAUGUCACCUACUUCUGUCCUUUCAUUGGAGCACUGAGGGGAACAGUGACUGUCACCAACUACAGACUCUUCUUCAGAUGCAUGGACAGGGAGCCAACUUUUGUGCUGGACCUGCCCCUCGGGGUGGUGAGUCGUGUGGAAAAAAUUGGAAGUGCAUCAAGCCGUGGGGACUUGUCCUACGGGCUGGUUUGCAAGGAUAUGAGAAACCUGCGAUUUGCACACAAACAAAUGGAUGACACUCUGAGGAAGUCCAUUUUCGAAGUGUUGAUGAAAUUCGCUUUUCCUGUUUCCAACGGACUGCAAAUCUUUGCCUUUGAUUAUGGUCAGGUCUUUCCUGAAAAUGGAUGGAAGGUGUACGAUGCUGUCUCUGAGUACAAAAGACAGGGUAUACCCAACGAAAGCUGGAGGAUAACUAAAAUAAAUGAUCACUAUGAACUUUGUGACACCUACCCAUCCACUCUGGCGGUCCCUGUCAACAUACCAGACGAGGAGCUGAAGAGAGUGGCUGCCUUCAGAGCAAAGGGGAGGAUUCCUGUGUUGUCAUGGAUCCAUCCAGAGAGCCAGGCGACUGUGACGCGCUGCAGCCAGCCAAUGGUUGGGGUAAACGGGAAGCGAAGCAAAGAGGAUGAGAAAUACCUCCAGUCCAUCAUGGACGCUAACGCUCAGUCACAUAAACUUUUCAUUUUUGAUGCAAGGCCCAGUGUCAAUGCUGCUGCCAACAAGAUGAAAGGGGGCGGUUACGAAAGUGAGGAUGCAUAUCAAAAUGCCGAGCUGGUGUUCCUGGAUAUCCACAACAUCCACGUGAUGAGGGAGUCGCUUCGCAAGCUGAAAGAUGUGGUUUACCCGAACAUCGAGGACUCCCACUGGCUCUCUAAUCUGGAGUCCACUCAUUGGCUCGAGCACAUCAAACUGAUUCUGGCAGGAGCACUGAGGAUCGCAGAUAAAGUGGAGUCCGGGAAAACCUCAGUGGUCGUACACUGCAGCGAUGGUUGGGACCGUACAGCCCAGCUCACCUCGCUGGCCAUGCUCAUGCUGGACGGUUACUAUCGCACCAUCCGCGGCUUUGAGGUGCUGCUUGAGAAAGAGUGGCUGAGUUUUGGCCACCGCUUCCAGCUGCGAAUCGGUCACGGGGAUAAGAACCACACAGAUGCAGACCGCUCACCUGUUUUUAUUCAGUUCAUUGACUGCGUGUGGCAGUUGACUCGCCAGUUUCCUGCAGCAUUUGAGUUCAAUGAAUACUUCCUGGUGACCAUCCUGGACCACCUGUACAGCUGCCUGUUCGGGACCUUUUUGUGUAACAGUGAACAGCAGAGGCUGAAGGAGGAGAUUCCCAAGAGGACUGUGUCAUUGUGGUCUUACAUAAACAGCCAGCUGGAGGAGUUCAGCAAUCCUUUGUAUGUGAACUAUUCCAACCAUGUGCUGUUUCCUGUUGUCAGCCUACGUCACCUGGAGCUUUGGGUUGGCUACUAUAUCCGCUGGAACCCUCGCAUGAGACCUCAGGAACCAGUUCAUCAGCGCUACAAGGAGCUGCUGGCAAAACGCGCAGAGCUGCAGAAAAGAGUGGAAGAGUUACAGCGAGAGGUGACCAAUCGUUCAGCCUCAUCGUCUUCUGAGAGGGCAGGCUCCCCCACGCGUUCCAUCACGCCGGUGCAGACCUUUGUUUGACGCCUGCUGAUACUAAUGCAGGUCACAGGAGCUGGAUCCUGUCUGUGAGAAGUUGCUGUGUAGUAGUGUAAGUCACACCUGUCACCUUGAGGGACCUGUUGGUGACAACUUGCCUAAAAAAAAAAGUCUGAUUACGCAGAUUAAUGUAUUUGCACACAUCACGGAUGAUGUAGAGUCUGUGUUUGUGUAUCAGACUGCUUUAUACAGCCAUAUUGUACUCUUCCUCCACAGAUGAGAGGAACAUAACCAGAGUCGUGAAUACUCUUUAGCAUAUCGACCUACCUACAAUCAGUGUUUUUGAAGUAUGCUAAAAUAUUACGCGGGUAAAAUAUGGAUGCCUUAUACACUCUAUAGGAACACUUGCUUCAUUCCUCCUCACUACAUUUCAUAGGUUUUAAUUUGAUAGCAAUACUGCUGAAACACUUGCUGCAAAAAUAACACUUGAGCUCAAUAUACUAGCACUAAAACUGCCUUAAUGGCUCCUGAGUUGUGUCAUAAUGUAGCUAAAGGGCUGCAACGCUAGCUUCCCCUAAUGAUAACUAGUGCAUUAAAAAAAAUCUGUGCUUUUAGAUUGUUGUGACCAAAUAUUUUUUUAUGAAUACAUCAUGUGUCAUGUCAUGCAUUCCUCUCGGUGAGUUGAGUUUUAUAAGUUUCAUUUUUCUAACUAGUUAACAUUAUUUAUUAUCCUUUAGUGCAGACUUUUAUUUAUGGCUCACAAACACACUUCCUGUCUCCUGUUGUAAAAUGAUUAUAGAUGUUCCCAUGCAACAUUAAUAAGCCACAUUGAACAUGCAGAAGUUUGUUUGUUCCAGUCACUGAAUCAGUUUUAUUAGGACAUUUCUUACAAAAAAAGCUAUCAGCUGACUUUCUUUUUAUACACUGCAGAAUAUCUGACUAGUUAUUUCAUUUGAGUGUUUUUUUUUCUAGUUUAACAGAUCUGAUAGAAUAUCUGUGCCUUCCUCUGAAUGACUGAUUGAGAGAAGUGUGUGCUUAGUUUUUUGAGAUUUUAAUAGCUAAGGUUUAAAACAGCAAACAAAGAGUUAGUAAGCCUUUCCUCUUUGCGUGUAAAAACUUGCAAUAAACAUGUGACUGAA